Molecule: messenger RNA, 3412 nt
Organism: Thrips palmi
Lineage: Eukaryota; Metazoa; Arthropoda; Insecta; Thysanoptera; Thripidae
Product: BDNF/NT-3 growth factors receptor-like
Exons: 9
Coding region: 762-2588 (608 amino acids)
Biological process (GO): protein phosphorylation; cellular response to nerve growth factor stimulus; cell surface receptor protein tyrosine kinase signaling pathway
Cellular component (GO): axon; signaling receptor complex
Molecular function (GO): neurotrophin receptor activity; transmembrane receptor protein tyrosine kinase activity; neurotrophin binding
Source: RefSeq, a predicted model, not a curated record
ACACGCACCGCGACGACGCGCCUCCGAGGCGUCCCGUCCGAUCAGCUGUUCGCCUGUUGGCCCGUCCGCCGUGCGCCGCGCGCUGCCAGGCGCGACAUGCGGCAAGACCACGACGCCCGGCCCGCGGACCGCGGCCACGACUCCAGCGCCUCCAAGUGCAGUGUUGACAGUGUGGUGGGUCACCAAGUGCAGUAUUGACAGAGUGGUGGAUCAUCAAGUGCAGUGUUGACAGUGUGGUGGAUCAUCAAGUGCAGUGCGAUAUUUGACAGUGGGGUGGGUCAUCAAGUGCAAUGUUGACAGUGUGGUGGAUCAUCAAGUGCAGUGCAGUAUUUGGCAGUGGGGUGGGUGAGCGAGUGCAGUGUUGACAGUGGGGUGGAUCAUCAAGUGCAGUGCAGUAUUUGACAGUGUGGUGGGUCAUGAAGUGCAAUGUUGACAGUGGGGUGGGUCAUCCAGUGGAGUGUUGACAGUGGGGUGGAUCAUCAACUGCAGUGCAAUAUUUGACAGUGUGGUGGGUCAUCAAAUGCAGUGCAGUGUCGACAGUGGGGUGGGUCAUCAAGUGCAGUGUUGACAGUGUGGUGGGUCACCAUCAGCAUGGCUCCGCGGUGGCUGGAGGCAGGCGCGGGGAGCCUGGAGGCUGGUGCCUCGGGUGUGGUGGACGGUGACCGCAGCCUGGAGACCGGGGCCCCGAGUGUGGUGGACGUUGGCCGUCACCCGAAGAAGCACGCGAGCCCCUCGAGGACGCGCGGCCGUGGAGACACACAAUGCCCAGGAAAGGCAGGGCGUCGCGGACGAGCCGCGGCGUGCAGUCCUUCAAGGAGAGCAGUCUGGACGACGACAGCUGGAGGGAAGGGAACUGCCGGGAGAUGCCGUGCGACUUUGAGUUGGGCUGCGAGAACCAUGUCGGUCAGAUGCACCACCGCUGCAUAUGCCCGCACGACGCCAAGCCCGCGCGGCAGAACAAGGAGUGCAGCCGGAGGACCGUGCCGCUGGACCACCGCGCGCCGCCCAUCAACGUGCUGCCGGUAGGCGCGACGCCGGGCACCAAGGCGACCACCUCGAGGAGCGGCGCCUCGCCGCCGUCCACCGUGCCGCCGCACUUGUUGGCGGACCGAGUCCACGACGCGGACCUCGGCGGCCACGGCCUGGGCCACGGCCUCGGACACGGCGGCGGCCCCGUCACGGCCGUCAGGGGCUCCAGCGCCAACCAGCUGCUCACCUUUGCGGGCUUCACCAUGUUCGGCGUCGCCGUCGUCCUGGCCAUCAUCGUGGUGGUGUGCGUCCGCAGCCGCUACACUCGCAGCAGGAAGAACCAGACGCCGCGCAGCCUGAGCAAGGGCCCGCUGGGCUCGGAGCUGUUCCUGCCCAACCCGCAGUACUCCGUGGGCCUGACGUCGCUGGGCGACGCGGCGCUCGCGGCGCACGGCCAGCAGCCCGUGGUGCCGCUCAUCGCCCGGCACGCGCUCACACUGCACGAGAACAUCGGCGAGGGCUGCUUCGGCAAGGUGUUCAGAGGCGAGCUGAAGAGCGCGGACUGCCCCGUGACGGUGGCCGUGAAGGUGCUCAAGGAGAGCGCCACCCGCGAGGCCGAGGAGGACUUCAUGCGCGAGGUGGAGGUGAUGAGCGCCUUCCAGCACCCGCACAUCCUGCGGCUCAUCGGCGUCUUGCCCAGAGAGCCGCAGUCCGCGCCCUGCAUGGUGUUCGAGUUCAUGCCGUUCGGCGACCUCACGGAAGUGCUUCGCUGCUCCAGCAAGAGUCCGUGGAUGCCGCCGAGGCCCGGACUGCCGCCCCUGUCUCAGGAGGCGCUGCUGGGCGUGGCGCUGCAGAUCGCGCUGGGGAUGCGGUACCUCGCCAACCAGCGGUUCGUGCACCGCGACCUGGCCUGCCGGAACUGCCUGGUGGGCCACAACCUCACCGUCAAGAUAGCGGACUUCGGCAUGAGCAGGGACGUCUACACGUGCGACUACUACAAGAUGGGCGGCACCCGCGCGCUGCCCGUGCGCUGGAUGUCCCCCGAGGCGCUGCUGUACGGCCGCUUCACGCUCGAGUCGGACGUGUGGAGCUUCGGUGUCGUCCUCUGGGAGGUGUUCACCAGGGGCAAGCUGCCCUACUACGGCCACGCCAACGAUGAGGCGCUGGAGCUGGUGCUGCGCGGCGUGCUGCUGCAGCUGCCGGACGACCCGGACUGCCCGCCGGCCGUGCUGGACCUGAUGCGGUGCUGCUGGCGCACGGAGCCGCGCGACCGGCUGCGCUUCCCCGAGGUGUGCUCGCGCCUGGAGGAGGCGCUGGAGGCGUCGCUGCGCGAGAUGCGCCUCGAGUCGGACGCGCUGGACGCGGAGCUGCCGCGGCCGCCGGGCUUCCCGGCAGUGUACCCGGACCUGGGCAUGGACCUCGGCAUGGACCUGGCGCUGCCCGCCCUCCCCGACGACCUGCUGCUGCUGCCGUCGUCGGCCGCCGCCUGCCCCAGGGACCGCAGGGACGCCGGCCGGCCCGACGGCUGCGAGGAGCUGCAGCUCGACCCCGAGAACUACCUGCUGCCCAGGGUGCCGGACCCGGAGCGCGUCGAGUACAUGGAGCCCAUCGCGGACUAGGCGGGCCAGUGCGUCACGCUCACCAAGUCAAUUGCUUUACUGUCCCUUUAAAAAGAGGGACUGGGGAGGUCACAGGGGCGGAUCCAGAGACGCGUUCAGUGGGGGAAGGGGGACGAGGCAAGUUGCCGCCCACUUACAGGGGGAGAAAUAGUGUGACUUUUUGCCUACCUGUCUGGGGCUUUGCCGGCUCGCGACGCUUGAACUUGAGAGGCUAGACCACAACUGAUCCUUUGCCGUUCGGGCCCGGUAACUGCCAUGCUUGCAUUGCACAACAUGACACACCGUCCGUACAAAGAGCAGGAACCUUCCCCGUCACCUCCCCGUGGAUCCGCGCCUGGAUACAACACUGCCGGACUGUCGCUUUGUUGUGGAGUGCGGUCGUCCUAGUCUCACACGAAGUCGUGACCACAGUCUUUUCUUAGAAACAACUGUAAAAAAAAAUUUUUUUCUCGAAAAAAGAAAAUGGGGAAAGGUAUGACAAUGAUUUUCUUUUCUCAGGGUUACAGCUGUAUAUUUAUUUUAAUUUUUGACUGAGGGUAGGAACCCUGUACAUACUGAAAUUGAGCAUGCCAUCAUGUAAAAAAGAUGACUUUGUAACAUUGUGCAUAUUUUUGCAACUUAUAAUUAUUUUAAUGUCUUCUCCUAAGACUUACAAAACUGUACCUGAUACACAAUAUGCAAAAUGUGGAGGAUGUGUCAAUAUAUCAUUAAGUAAUUUUAUGUCAUAAGAGGCUGCAAAGGCCAUUCUUGAAACAGGGUCACAUCAUUGGCCAAACCAAAAUGUAAAUAUAUUUUUCUGUAAAUAAAAUAAAUUGAAAAAUGGA